Molecule: messenger RNA, 525 nt
Organism: Lachancea sp. 'fantastica'
Lineage: Eukaryota; Fungi; Ascomycota; Saccharomycetes; Saccharomycetales; Saccharomycetaceae
Source: the annotation of a GenBank genome assembly
AUGUCUAUUGCCAAAUCUGCCGCUACCAAAUUGGACUGGGCUACCGUUAUCUCGUCUCUCAAACUAACGGGAAAGACCGCCACACAAUUGACCUCAUUCAAGAAGAGAAACGAUGAGGCCCGCAGAAAGCUAUUGGAUCUACAAGCACAACCAAAGACUGUGGAUUUCGAACACUAUCGUUCUGUUCUAAAAAACUCUGAGGUCAUCGACAAGAUUGAGUCUUUCUACAAAUCUUACAAGCCUGUCACAGUUGACAUCAAGAAGCAGGUGUCGACCAUUGAGGCUUUUGAAUCCCAGGCCUUGGACAACGCUAAGGAAACUGAAAAAUUCGUUGCCCAGGAACUAAAGGAUUUGAACGACACUUUGAAGAACAUCGAGUCUGCCAGACCUUUCGAUGAAUUGACCGUUGAAGAACUGGCCAAGAGCAGACCAGACAUUGACGCCAAGGUCGAGGAAAUGGUCAAGAAGGGUAGAUGGGAAGUGCCAGGUUACAAGGAGAAGUUUGGCGAUUUGACUGUUAUGUAA